Porites lobata is the source of this 5473-nucleotide messenger RNA. Lineage: Eukaryota; Metazoa; Cnidaria; Anthozoa; Scleractinia; Poritidae. The record is from the annotation of a GenBank genome assembly.
GCAGGUGGAAACUACACAUCCAUGAAGACUCUUCCGUAUGAUUAGAUCAGUGCAAUUUAGAGUCUUUUCUAGGAGUGAGGUAAGGCUGAGAGUAAAAUCAAAAGAAAACGGUCCAAAUGAGUUUUCGCAAUGUUUUCGAAAUUUCAGAAUAAGAAUAAUGUUCAUUAAGAGCCUACAGAAUGUCAGAUUGAAAGAAAUAAGUCUGCUUCACCCAUACAUCUUUAAGCUCAUGAGAUAAUAUUGUAAUGAUUCUGUAGAUUUCUUUGUAGUGAUCAACUUCCAUACCUUCUUUUAAAGAAAGAUUUAUGUGUAAAAUAGAAAUUCUAAUAAUUUUAUUAUACCAUGGUUUUCAAAACCUUAGAUUUAAAUCUGCUGGAGGUUUUUGUGUAUAAUUUUCUCCUAGUCGACUCAAAACAGUACCUUUCUUCACUAAUUUGGGUUUUUCCUGCGGUUUUAAUUCCAGACGAAAAUGCCUUAAAUCACAAAGAUAAAUCUAAAGAUUUAUGCUUAGUUCAUUAGUUUUAAUAAAACCAUACAGAAACAUAAGCGAUCCAAAAUUAACUAAGUUGUCGUGUUUUUUCAACUGUGCAAACUUCAUUCCACCCAGCGUUAACCCUUUAAGCCCAAAGAGUGAUCAGCAUCAAAUUUCUCCUUGUAAUAUCAAUGCUUUGUACAACAGAGUGGUCAUGAGAAUUAGAGACAUGAUCACACAAGAUGAAUUUGCUUGAUAUUUUAUCAACUUCCUUCCACUACUUCUGCAAGGAAAUGAAUAGGGGCAACAAAUGGGAAUUCAAAUUUUGAUCUUAGGGUCUAAAGGGUUAAGACAGACUGGAAAACACAGCCAGCGGCUUACAAAAAUCGCAAGAACUGGGGAAAUCAAAACUGGAAGACAAAAAUGAAGCGUUUAGAGCCAUGUUACAGCUAAAUCUGACUCGAACGGGAAUGAGCCGUACUAUUUGAAACUACAACGAAAUAUACUGCGCGCCAUAUUAAUGGUAGGGGAGGGAUGGCUCUUUUUGAAAGUUUUCCUCUUUCUGAAUGCGUAAAGCUCUUACGGACCUGCUUGUAUGCCUUCAUUCAUUUAGCUAUAUCCUUUUUCCUUGUUUUAUUAAGUGAUGUUGAUAUCCUGACAUGGCAGUCUUUAGAACAAAGGAUGCAUGACAUUUCUUUGAUUAUUAGAUAUAGAAUUUAACGGAAGAGAAGGAAAUGACAGAGGUUUCAAAAUUCGUUUGUUAAGGCAAACGGAUGAAGUGACAUUUCUAGGGAACUACUUCAAAAAAGACAAACACUCCUCGCCGAAAUUAAAAUGAUUUGAUCCUGAAACGGUGUUAAAUUUGUGGCUCUAAAUUAAAAGAUUAACGGAACAUGGCUUUACACAAUCGACUCCUGCGUGAUAACUCGAACCUUAAAGGGAAAUCGAAAAAAGUUCGAGUUAUCGGGAGCUUGAAGAAAAUAGCCGGGAGUAAGGAAAAGAACAGUUUUUACCGCACAUUUAAUUGUAGAAAUUUUACGUGAAAAUUAAAAGACACGUCUAGAUUAUGAAUCAGAAAGUAGCGUAACAAAACAUUGCCUAAAUAGAGCAUGAGUUUUACUGUUUUAAGAAUUAAAGCCUUUUCACGUUAGAUUUGUGGCAAUAAACAUCAGCCUCCAGUGCUAGAUUAAACUAUACGUUAAUGGGAAAUUCAAAAUUCAAUGUUUCGGAUGCCAGUAGACUGUUUUUUCCCGACUUUUUAAGGGCUCAAAACAUGGUUCGAGGUAUCGAGGGCAAAAUUAUAUAGAAAUGAUAUCAUGAAGUAGUUUUUGUUGCCGUCUCAGAGGGGGAGGUUCGAGUUAUCAAGGGCUCGAAUUAUCGGGAGUCAACUGUACUUGGUUUUUGGUGAGAAUAAUUUUUUUGAAUUAAAGCUUUUUCCUUUAUUAUUUAAGAACACUAAAACAGAAUUUAUCAAUGAAUGAAUACCCGCCAAUUAACAAGAAAAUCAAUAUAUAAGCUUAUUUGACCAAGAGUGGAGUGAAAAUGACAGGAUAUAUAUUGGCCAUAGUUCUUGUUUUAUGGAUGGUGGUUAACUAAGGGCCUGUUUAUAAGGAGUGGGGGACCCCGGUCUAAUGGGGUUGGUUUCUUUUGUUUUCACGCUCUGGGGGACACAAAACAAAAUAAACCUACCCCACUAGACCGGGGUCCCCCACUCCUUGUAAACAGGGUCUAAGACACUCCCCCACCCCAAGUGUCAUCAAUAUUCGCAAGAAAGGGAUUAUGGUUAAUAAAAAAGCACGAGGUUGGGUUCUCGUGCGCUUGUCCUUUGUUGUUGUUGUGAUGCUGGUAAAAAAUGAAUAGUCGAUUGGGUAACAACUCUUGCCUCUUUAUAACUUUUAUUAAAACUUCUAAGCACUUGCUAAUUCAUGGAAACAACAACGUUGCGUGUACGUGCUGACAUGGAGAAAUUUUAAGCAAACAAGCGAUGACCUCUUCAAUUUGCUCACGUAUUAAACAAGCGUCUUCACCUUUAAUUGAUUCCUGAUUAAAUUUACCCCAUAACGCAGUUUUGUACGUGCUCCUGAAAUUUGUCGAGUGCAAUAAAUUAUUUGUCUUCCAGCUCGUUAGUAAUUAGUCCUUUGGCUGUGGUGUUUAAGGCUUUUUUAAGAGAAAAAAAUGCCACAGUUAAUUUUUUUUUUUUGCAAAAUCAGUACUAAUUCACCAAAAGUUAUUGUUUUUUUUUUUGUCUUAAAUUGAUUAAUACAUUGGUGAAGAACGUUCACUUUCCUUAUAGCGAGAGCUAAUGGAGGCGGUUAGUUGCAACUGCAUCAAAAUGGUAAUAGGACUGAACGGAAUCCAAUUCUCGCCCAAUGUAAGUGAAUCCAAGACAUGUCUUGAAUUCUGGAUUCCACGUCAUGGAUCCAGGAUGCCAAGUACUGGAUUCCGGAUCCUUUGUCAGUUGAACUUGGGAUUCCCGAUUCCUCUCGCUGAAUUUCGGAUUCCAAAGCCAGGAUUUCGGAUUCUACAAGCAAAAAGUUUCCGGAUUCCCUUACGUGGGGUGGCGACUCGGUCUGUAAUCAUACGAGUAAUUAAACAAUUCGGAUAACUGCGUAGUGGAGUCCAAUUUGUUCAAUCAUAACUUAAACAAAAUAUUUGAUCAUGUUUAAACCUUUUUAAUCAUCACAAGGUCUUCCGAGUGCACCCACUCAAGAGCAACUAUCUACAGUGCGCGCGAUUGCUCGCACUGUCCAAUUCUAGCAAUGACGCACACUGGAGUCGCAGUUAAAUUGUGAUAUUCGAUUCAUGCCGAGAUCAGGGCUGCCGAUGGCCAAACAGAUCAGAGAAAUUUAGUUAUAGUUUUGAUUAGACCGGCGUCAGAAAACAACUAAGUAGAAAGUUGAAAUAACUCAGUAGCUAAGGAUAAUUAUAAAAAAUGGUAAACGCGGGGAGGAACGUUUUGAAAUUUUAUAGAUGAUUUAUUCAGUAAUCAGUUCUAUGACAUAAGCUUAAUUAUAUAGCACCCUGAGGUAAAUAAUCUAGUGUUGUCAAACACGACUAAUGGACAAAUUUAAUUAUUUUCCGUCAAGUGUUUAAAUUCGAAUGAACUACCUGUCGCCAAAUUAAGCGUUUGUUUUACUUGGAAUUAACUAAGUAUAUGAAGCUUAAUAAAAAUUCGUCACUGAUAUACCAUAUACUAAUCCCUCAUGUUGUAUUGAUUGUAGGAUGCAUUGAUUUUAUAGUAUCGCUGAGAUAUAUAUAGAGCCAGCUUUAUCUCAAAUUCACGGCUUUCUUUUUCUUUACCAAUUUUCCUUUUCUUCUAGGUGCCGUUUAUAAAUGCCAGUAUUUUCCUUCCUGAGGAGUCUACAAAUGUCAUAUUACACGAAGGUAACUGCCGUGAGGUAUUAAAGUGCAACUGGUAAUAUAUCGCACGGUUUAGUUCAAAAGCUGCAGGAAUUAACCAGGAGUUCUGCCGAAAUAAUUCGUGUCUCAUAACUGGACCGUGUGAAGGUUGACUUAUGGGGCCACACCAGACCCUGAAAGCUACCCAACGUCCAAAGUUACGUUGAUGUGCAAACUUCUAUAGAGCAUUAUUUAUUCACGAAGGUGCAUGUUAACUACGCUGUAGGAUCUCUCAAGGAAAAUUCAGAAACAUUUAGAGAACACACGCUUUAAAACUCCUGAAAAAGAUUGUGGUAAUACGAAAUUUCAGCGUUAACCCUAAACUAAAAGGAACCGCCAAUUCAUCAAAUUUGAGGACGUAUAGAAGAAGAUUCCAUGCUCUACUAAAACUUCAUGGAUGCCAUUAAUACAACUGCAAUUUUCAAUAAUACAACUUCCUGCGAUGACGGAAGUUGCAUGCCAGUGGGUAAAAAUCCUUUUGUCUUCAACAAAUGGGAAAAAACGUUAAUAAUUCUCGCAAAUGCUGCGAUAUUUUGCCUCGCCAUUCCAGCCAAUGGAAUCGUAAUCGCAGUAAUAUCACGUGUGCAGAACGUGCGUACACCGACAAGUACAUUUCUCUUAAAUUUGUGCGUCGCAGAUAUCUUAAUCGCAUCGCUUUACAUUCCGUUCAUUACGGUCGACAUGUAUAUCACUAGUCACUGGAUAUUUGGAGACUUCAUGUGCCGAUUGGUAUCAUUUGUAUUCUACCUAGCCACGUAUUUCUCGAUUUUACUUCUCACCGCUAUAUCGGUUGAGCGAUACAUCUCGGUUUGUCUUCCAAAAAGGCUACGGUUGACCGCUAAGAAAGCGUUUAUAACCACUGUUGUUUUAUGGCUUAUCGCGGUGUGCCUUGCCAUGCCGCUUUUUAUCGUCAAAACUACAAAAGUCCAUCGUCAAGUCGAGUAUUGCGUACUAACCUGGUCGAAAAAGUCAGCUAAGAUUUACCACACUGUCGCUCUCACCCUGUUUUACAUAAUGCCUAUUGCGUUCAUGGGAAUGGUGUACUAUAAAAUUGGAAGAAAAGUUUGGUCCAGUGCGAACAGGACAAGUUCAAUGAAGCUCUCGAAAAAACGUUCAUCUCACUCCAAGCUACGCUUUACAAAGAUAGCCCUUGCUAUUAUUUUGAGCUUCACGAUUUCAUGGACCCCACGGAAUGCAACCAAGACACUGCAUUUGUUCGAUAAGAACUUUCCCUACUCAUACGAGUUUGCGCAUAUCGUGUAUCCCAUAAUUUACUGGGUGGCCUUCUCCAACUGCGCUGUCAAUCCGCUAAUCUACUGCUAUAUGAGUCAAAACUUUAGGAAAGCUUUUAAGAUUUUUCGGAAUCGAAGGACACGAAGUUAUCUUGUAGAGUCGAUGAGUGUCAUGUCUAGAUCAAGCUCCAAGCGGUUUAGCAGACGAAUUCAAAAGCCUGCAGAUGAAACCUUUCCUCAAGAGAUGAAUGGGGUACCUAACGAACAAGAGGAUCUUCACACAAACUCGGAGGUUCGGGAUGGAUCCCAAGUAAGCAAACAUGAGAUGCGAAACAAAAAAGAUUUAUAUUUAAUAGUGUCAGCGCUAUAG